GGCGAUUGAUAACUAGUUGACGAAGACGUUCUAUUGAGUAUACAGCUGUUAGUUCAUGAGGAGAAAUGGACACUUUUAUGAAUAAGGAGUUACACGAAGGACACGAGAUAAUGAAAAGUGAUCACAUGAAUCAUAUGAACCACUUGAACCAUACAUACCGCUUACACCAGCUCGAUUUUAUUGAUAAUAUGGAAAACAUGAAUAUUACGGACCCUGAGGUCUAUUUGAACAAUACAGAUUAUCUGAACAAGACGGAAAAUAUAAACCGUACAGGAUACGGCCAAUAUGUUAUGAAGAUGGAUAUGUAUUUCACAUUUUCUUCAACUGCAACAGUACUUUUCAAGGAGUGGAACUUUACAACUUUGGGAGGUUUAAUUCUGUCUAUGAUUGCCGUAUUUAUUAUGGCCGCUGCGUACGAAGGUCUCAAAUAUUUCAGAGAAUAUCUAUUUUGGAAGGCUUACAUCUUGCAACAUAGAAAAGCUUCUGCUAAAGACCCACAACCUAUUCAAAUGGUUGGCAGAGAGAUACGCCAAGAACCAAUGGUUAGCGGAACGGCUCGCGAAGAAACAAGAGUUAGCGUAGGAAUUCGUACUGGAUCAAUGGUUAGCGGAGACAUACGCAAAGAACUAAUGGUUGACGGGGAAAUACCAAAAGAUCCAAUGGUUCAAGAAGAAUCUAGGAAAGACCCGAAGAUGGGCAGAGAAGCAAAGGUUGGGAGAAUCAUACGCCAAGAACCACUCACGAUGAUUAGCGGAAUACAUUUCCUUCAAACAUUUUUACACAUGGUUCAAGUCGUUCUAUCCUACUUUUUGAUGUUAAUAUUCAUGACCUAUAAUGCCUGGCUAUGCAUAGCUAUCAUUUUCGGUGCUGGAAUAGGAUAUCUUCUAUUUGGUUGGAAAAAGUCACCUGCUGUUAAUGUUACCGAGCAUUGUCAGUAGAAUGACAUACUUAUAAUAAUAUUAAAAAUAUUAUAAAUCUUAAUAUUUAGUAUAAUCAAUUUUCCGUUGAUUAUUUUAUAAUUGAUAUUUUGAACAAAUGACAUGAGAAUUAUUGUUAUAUGGAAAGAGACAUUUAAUAAACAAUUGCAUAUA
This is a messenger RNA of Diorhabda carinulata, 1091 nucleotides long. RefSeq lists its product as uncharacterized. The record is from RefSeq and is a predicted model, not a curated record. The transcript is spliced from 13 exons. Lineage: Eukaryota; Metazoa; Arthropoda; Insecta; Coleoptera; Chrysomelidae. Gene Ontology annotation, cellular component: membrane. Gene Ontology annotation, biological process: copper ion transmembrane transport. The coding region runs from base 66 to 938 and encodes 290 amino acids. Gene Ontology annotation, molecular function: copper ion transmembrane transporter activity.